This is a messenger RNA of Peromyscus maniculatus bairdii (prairie deer mouse), 2180 nucleotides long. NCBI's taxonomy places the organism in Eukaryota, Metazoa, Chordata, Mammalia, Rodentia, Cricetidae. The record is from RefSeq and is a predicted model, not a curated record.
CAAGUGCGCUGCGCCGAGGGCACCGGCUGGGGGCGAGCAGAUCUCGAGCAGCCGCCGGCGCCGCAGCCGUUGCUACCGCCGCAGCGCAGUGGGGUUCAGAGGCCCAGAAGGUGGUGACCCAGGAUGUCGUCCACCGCGGCUUUUUGCCUUCUCUCCACCCUGGGAGGGUAUUUGGUCACGUCGUUCUUGUUGCUUAAAUACCCAACGUUGUUGCACCAGAAAAAGAAGCAGCGAUUCCUCAGUAGGCACAUCUCUCACCGCGGAGGUGCCGGAGAAAACCUGGAGAACACCAUGGCUGCCUUCCAACAUGCAGUUACCAUUGGAACUGAUAUGUUAGAACUGGAUUGCCAUAUCACAAAAGAUGAACAAGUCGUGGUAUCACAUGACGCAAAUCUGAAGAGGUCAACUGGGAUCAAUGUAAAUGUCUCCGAUCUCAAAUAUUGUGAGCUCCCACCUUACCUUUGCAAACUGGAUGUCCCAUUUCAGAGAGGUAAUAUUUCUUUUUUUAUGAACUCAGAUAUCCCUAUACUCUUCAGCCUACAGCGUGUUCUGCUCAUCCUUGGUCUUUUCUUCACCGGCCUCUUGCCCUUUGUGCCCAUUCGAGAACAGUUCUUUGAAAUUCCAAUGCCUUCUAUCAUACUGAAGCUAAAAGAACCACAUACUAUGUCCAAAGGUCAUAAGUUCCUCAUCUGGCUUUCUGAUACCCUAUUGAUGCGGAAAGCUUUAUUUGACCACCUCACUGCCCGGGGCAUUCAAGUAUACGUUUGGGUUUUAAAUGAAGAACACGAGUACAAAAGAGCUUUUGAUCUGGGAGCCACCGGAGUGAUGACAGACUACCCAACAAAGCUUAAGGAUUUCCUAAAUAAUUUUCCCGCGUAAGAAAGGGUCUCAGAAUUACUCAAAGGAGACAUGACGUGAAAAGAUCCGAGGAAAGGUGUGGCACCAUUGUUUCCCUGAGAUUUGCAGAAUGGUAAAAAGGUUUAAUCAGUUAAGUUCUUAUUACCUCAUUUUAAAGCCUGUAUGGGAAUGUAGAAACUUCUCUAUACUGUAUAUUUAUUUUUCAACAAUAUUGCAUAUUUUACAUUGAUAACUUGUUUUGAAAGAUAACUGGCUAUGAGAUGUAAGUAGAUCAUUGAUCAAGAUGGCUAUAUGUGAUGCAGUAGUCUUCUAUUGUAAAUCUGAAAUCACAGACUAGAGGCCGAAUCAGGCAUUAGCCUUCACCGAGAACAAGAUCAGCUAUAGGAAAAGAAGAUUAUUGAGCUGGGCAUGGUGAUGUGAGCCUAUAAUCCCAGCACUUGGGAGCCUGAGGCAAGAGGGUCAUGAGUUUCAGGCCAGCCUGGGCUACAUGGUGAGCUCCCCUGUCUUUAAAUUUUUGUAAUUAAAAAAGGAAGAAAAUUAUUGAAGGCCAUUGCAGCCUUUUUGAAUUGUCUGGUUAUGUCUAGGUGCAUUUUAGUGAAAGGGAAAAUAGAGUGGAAGAAGUAGAUGUUUAAUAGUUAGCCGGCAAGGUGUGUGCUGGUGAUAGAAGGUCAAUCCAAGUAAAGUUUGUUACUUACCCAGAAAUCAAAUCUGUGGGCUGAAACAGACUUCUUGGUUGUGGCUGUUAAUGGGGACAUUCUGUAUGGAGUCUUUUUUCAGGUGUGUGACAAGGCCACCGUGUCUAUUUUUUUAUGUCUUCAAAAAUAGACUUUUUAAUUGUAAAUUAAAACAAGAACCAACUAGUCAUGUUUUUAUGUUUCCUCUAAAGAAAUACGUGAUUCUUAUCUUUUGGGCUUGACUUGACUCUUUAAACCUCCAUCAGAUUGUAAGUGACAUUGCAGUCCUCGUAACGAUUGAGCUGGUGGGAGCGCAGCACCAUCGCGGGUAUUUUUAGUGUGAGCCACCUGCCCUUGACCUUCAGGAACUCAGUCUACUGAGGACUAGCUACCGACAGACUUACCCAACGUUAGACAUCACUUCCUCUGCUUUCUGAUGUGACUCCAUGUAAAUCUGUUUGUAACCUUUUUGGCUAAAUUUCCAUGAUCUCAGAUUGGGAGAUAAGAAUAAUAUGGACUAAUAAAUGUCUUUUGCCUAAAUGAUGUCUCUCGUGUGGGGUGUGCCACAUACAGCUGUGAAGGGCGGCCUUACGAGAGCUCCCGUCUGUGGCUUUGUUUAAACUGUAAUAAAGUUUUCCAAGAAUAAAA